UGCGCCGGGUCGGGGGUGACGCCGGGGAUGGUGACAGGCCUGCUCCGGGCGUCGCUCCGCCUGCGCCAGGCUCGCAGCUUGUCGGAGGGACGGCAGCCAUCCACCUGAGGGAGAUCAUAAUGGCCCAAAGGAUAUUUAGAAUAUGUUUCCUGUUUUGCAUUCUGGCUGCAUUCUUCAUCUCUGCCCUAACUGAAGAACACGUAGGAGAGAGUCAACAUACAAAUAUUCGUCUUGAUAAGAACUUGGUACAAGAUAAAGACCACAUCAUGGAACAUUUGGAAGGUGUUAUUGAGAAACCAGAAUCUGAGAUGUCUCCACACGAGUUGCAGCUUCAUUACUUCAAAAUGCAUGAUUAUGAUGGCAAUAAUUUGUUAGAUGGGUUAGAGCUUGCUACUGCUAUAUCACAUGUCCACAAAGAGGAAGGUGGUGAACAUACCCAGGCAAUGAAAGAAGAGGAGUUGAUUAGUCUGAUAGAUGAUGUCUUAAGAGAUGAUGAUAAGAACAAUGAUGGAUAUAUUGACUAUGCAGAAUUUGCAAAAUCACUGGAAUAAAGUUUUGCAGGGGGCCUGUUUCUCCUUCUGACUACAGGGAAAUGUGAACAAGUCUAAUGUGAUUCAUUACCAUCUCGUAUCAACCACUGUGCAGUGAGAAGGAGAGGUGUACCAGUUCCACCUGAAUUUAUGUGGAAGUUGUAUGUGUGAAGAGACUGGCUAACUUGGAGCAAGAGCCACAUUUCACUAAAUGUAGCUACAUAUUUAAUUCUUGAAGCAUGGAAGUACAUGGAGUACAGCUGGCAAACUCUUUAAGUACCUGUGUAUGAAUACUUCAAUAGUUUAGACACAACCUAAAUUUCAGGGGGUUUCUGUCAUGGGAUUAUACACUAUUGGUUUGCUUACAGCUUCCAGUAAAAGUACUUGGAAAGCAAGAAAAGAUUACUGCAUAUAGUUGUGUUUCAAGGAUAAAUGUCCUUACCUCCCCACUUACUUCAAAGGAAAUUUGCAUAUAUGUACAGGUGCUUGAAACAGCAGUUGUACAGGGGAAAAAUCUUCUGAAUGUGGUUUGUUUGAGGUCCACAUGAUACUACAUGGGCUUUAACACUGUCUUUGAAGAAAUGGAGUUGGUUUGAAUGUGUGUACUUCUUAGCAUACGCUUAGUUUUUACAUACAAAUAUGUAUGUGCGUUUUUCAGUCUCUUCCUGUUCUUCGCAGAUUUACUUCUUAUCUCUUAAUCUACUGAUUUAUUUUUCCUGUCUCUUACCUUCUGUGGUGUUUUCUUAAGAAAAUGAAAAAAAUUUUAUUACCUUUUU
Dryobates pubescens (Downy woodpecker) is the source of this 1306-nucleotide messenger RNA. It is a transcript of the gene MCFD2, whose product is annotated as multiple coagulation factor deficiency 2, ER cargo receptor complex subunit. Gene Ontology annotation, molecular function: calcium ion binding. The transcript has 4 exons. The coding region runs from base 120 to 551 and encodes 143 amino acids. The record is from RefSeq and is a predicted model, not a curated record. NCBI's taxonomy places the organism in Eukaryota, Metazoa, Chordata, Aves, Piciformes, Picidae.